AUGACUGCUAACGGCGCCAAAACCAUGGAGCUGAAGGCUCAGAUUCAGCAAUAUCUAGUAGAAUCUGGAAAUUACGAAUUAAUUUCAAACAAGCUGAGCCGCAAACUGCUUGAAGAGGGAUGGACUGACCAAGUCAAGCGGAUGACGUCUGAAGAGAUCCGUGCUGAUGACUCCGCAAGUUUUACGCAGAUCCUAUCCAAGGUUGAGCCCAAGGCUUUAGGAAUGGUCUCAGACUCCACGAAAGACGAAAUUCUGUCCCAGAUCCGGAACUUUCUGUCUGAAAUUGUCGAAACUGAGUGA
Molecule: messenger RNA, 300 nt
Organism: Lachancea thermotolerans CBS 6340
Lineage: Eukaryota; Fungi; Ascomycota; Saccharomycetes; Saccharomycetales; Saccharomycetaceae
Gene: SUS1
Product: Sus1p
Exons: 3
Coding region: 1-300 (99 amino acids)
Biological process (GO): regulation of transcription by RNA polymerase II; poly(A)+ mRNA export from nucleus; positive regulation of DNA-templated transcription
Cellular component (GO): nuclear pore; DUBm complex; SAGA complex
Molecular function (GO): transcription coactivator activity; chromatin binding
Source: RefSeq, a predicted model, not a curated record